This is a messenger RNA of Rhopalosiphum maidis (corn leaf aphid), 1011 nucleotides long. RefSeq names its product beta-hexosaminidase subunit beta-like. Lineage: Eukaryota; Metazoa; Arthropoda; Insecta; Hemiptera; Aphididae. Gene Ontology annotation, molecular function: beta-N-acetylhexosaminidase activity. The record is from RefSeq and is a predicted model, not a curated record. Gene Ontology annotation, biological process: ganglioside catabolic process; glycosaminoglycan metabolic process; carbohydrate metabolic process. The coding region runs from base 1 to 1011 and encodes 336 amino acids. Gene Ontology annotation, cellular component: membrane. The transcript is spliced from 6 exons.
AUGACCAAUGGCCAAGUGUGGCCGAAACCUUUGUUUCAACACAACUUUGACGAAUAUUUAACACUUAAACCAGAAAAUUUUCAUUUUAACAUAACAGGUCAUAGUUGUGAUGACCUUCAAGAUGCAUUUAAAAGCGAAAGAGGAGCUUUUGGACAUUCAGCUAUUUAUUCGAAAAAUGACGUCAAAUAUGUAAUAGAACACGCAAAACGUAGAGGCAUUCGUGUUAUACCAGAAAUCGACACCCCAGGACAUACAUUGUCUUGGGGACUCGGUGGUAUUCCAGGACUAUUAACCCCAUGUUCGGAUUCUCAUUCAAAUCGUUUUGGGCCUAUUGACCCGACGGUCGAGGAAAACUACAAUUUUAUCAGGAUGCUAUUGUCUGAAGUCAAUGGAUUAUUCCAAGACAAGUAUUUUCACCUAGGUGGUGAUGAAGUAAAUACAUCAUGUUGGUCCACGAACAAAAAGAUACAAAUGUUCAUGCUUCGCAAUAAUAUGAGCGAUGUUAUCGAAUUAGAAAAAUACUACUUUGCAAACAUAUUCAACAUAACGCAAAAUUUAAGAACUAUACCCAUCGUGUGGGAAGAAUUAUUUGACGAGAAUAUCCACCUAGAUCCCAAUGUCGUGGUGCAAGUGUGGAAGGGCGAUUUAAAUUCGUCCGUGUCGAAGGUGAUGAAAUGUGGACAUCCAGUGGUAUUUUCCAGUUGUUGGUACCUGAAUUAUAUUAACUAUGGAACGGACUGGCUGAAUUUCUACAGGUGCGACCCGACCGACAUUGUCGGCGAAAACCGUUUGUUUUUGGGUGGUGAGGCUUGUAUGUGGGGCGAAUUUGUUGACGAAACAAAUUUAUUGCCAGUGUCGUGGCCUAGAGCUAGCGCUGUAGCCGAAGUGCUCUGGUCACACGUGCUUAACGAGACCGAAGCCAAGCACAGGCUUGAGGAACACGUUUGCAGGAUGAGGCGGAGAGGAAUACCUGCUCAGCCAGCCAGUGGACCCAACUAUUGCCAUUAUUAG